AUGAACGCGACUAGCAGCAACGUUAACACCAUGAAUAACACUAACGUCACGGUCCAUGGCACUAUGGCCAUGAACCACACCGGUAAUUCAAAUAUGGUCAGCGGGAACACCAACGCUAGCGCCAGUGUUUCUGCUUCGAAUGCGAACCCAAGCAACACAAGCACCAGAGAUGACUCUACCAUUGUUGGUCUGCACUACAGAAUCGGCAAGAAAAUCGGGGAAGGUUCUUUCGGUGUGCUGUUCGAGGGCUCCAACAUGACCAAUGGCGCUAGUGUCGCAAUCAAAUUCGAGCCGAGGAAAACAGAGGCCCCCCAGUUGAAAGACGAGUACCGCACCUAUAAGAUCCUGAGAGACACCCCCGGCAUUCCAAAUGCAUACUACUUCGGCCAAGAAGGUUUGCACAACAUCUUAGUCAUCGAUCUUCUCGGUCCCUCCCUGGAAGACCUGUUCGACUGGUGCAACAGGAAGUUCUCAGUCAAGUCCGUCGUUCAGGUCGCCGUGCAAAUGAUCACGCUGAUCGAAAACGUUCACGCCCGCGACCUCAUCUACAGAGAUAUCAAGCCAGAUAAUUUCUUGAUAGGAAGACCAGGCCAGCAGGAUGAGAACAAUGUCCAUUUGAUCGAUUUUGGUAUGGCAAAACAGUACAGGGAUCCAAAGACAAAACAACAUAUCCCAUAUAGAGAAAAGAAGUCCCUAAGUGGCACCGCCAGAUACAUGUCCAUCAACACGCACUUGGGUAGAGAGCAGAGCAGAAGAGACGAUAUGGAGGCCCUGGGCCACGUUUUCUUCUACUUCCUGAGAGGACAGUUGCCAUGGCAAGGUUUGAAAGCACCAAAUAACAAACAAAAAUACGAAAAGAUUGGUGAGAAGAAAAGAUCAACUAACGUCUACGAUUUGGCUCAAGGUUUACCAAUCCAAUUCGGUAGAUACUUGGAGAUCGUAAGAAAUUUGUCCUUUGAAGAAACACCAGAUUAUGAAGGUUACAGAAAUUUGCUAUUGAGUGUCUUGGACGAUAUCAAUGAAACUCAAGACGGGCAAUACGAUUGGAUGAAGUUGAAUGGCGGUAGGGGCUGGGAUUUGGCAAUUAACAAAAAGCCAAAUUUACACGGUUACGGUCAUCCAAACCCACCAAAUGAAAAGUCCAGAAGACAUAGAAAUAAACUACAGCAACAACAGCAACAUCAUCAGCAACAGCAGCAGCAACAGCAGCAACAACAACAACAACAGCAGCAGCAGCAACAGCUACAACAGCAACAACUACAACAUCAGCAGCAGCAGCAUCAGCAACAGUUGCAACAACAGCAAAAUCUAAUGAACAAUAACAUACACGACGAUGCAUUCAAUGCUCAACAACAAAGAUUGGACCCUACUUCGUACGAGGCUUACCAACAACAAACAGAACAGAAAUACGCACAGCAAAGACAACAAAAGCAACAGCGCAGUCAACAACCAUAUCAGGCACAAAACCGCAUGAAUGGUGUAGACUACCGUAACAAUGGCGGAGCUAUGAACAAUGUUCAACAGCCACAACAAAACAAGUAUCAUUUCCAACAAGAACCAUCUGCUGCAAAUAAAAAUAACAAUCAAAACAACAAUUUACAACAAAACACCAAUAUGGACAUGACUUCAUUGAACUCCCACAAAGGAUUUUUCAGCAAAUUGGGCUGUUGUUAA
Molecule: messenger RNA, 1674 nt
Organism: Tetrapisispora phaffii CBS 4417
Lineage: Eukaryota; Fungi; Ascomycota; Saccharomycetes; Saccharomycetales; Saccharomycetaceae
Gene: YCK2
Product: serine/threonine protein kinase YCK2
Exons: 1
Coding region: 1-1674 (557 amino acids)
Biological process (GO): signal transduction; peptidyl-serine phosphorylation; endocytosis
Cellular component (GO): nucleus; cytoplasm
Molecular function (GO): ATP binding; protein serine/threonine kinase activity
Source: RefSeq, a predicted model, not a curated record